Messenger RNA from Loa loa (African eye worm), 618 nucleotides. RefSeq lists its product as hypothetical. The coding region runs from base 1 to 618 and encodes 205 amino acids. The transcript has 7 exons. The record is from RefSeq and is a predicted model, not a curated record. Lineage: Eukaryota; Metazoa; Nematoda; Chromadorea; Rhabditida; Onchocercidae.
AUGGUUGCUUCCAUAAUGGAUGAGAGAGAAAAUGUUACUGAGCGAAUCAGACAUGUAAUGAAAGAUGAUUUGUUUCGCUUGAAUACGACGAUGAUCAUACCAUUAAAUGCAUACAUUCUGAAACUGAUUGGGAAAUUGGAUUCAAUGGAUGUAAAUUUCAGCUCUGUUAAUCCCAUCAAUUUACUUUUGACUUUGAACAAAACAAAACCGGAGAUAAUACAUUUCAAUCAAUUUUUUGAGACUUCCGCACCAGUGUGGUUUCAGUUUCAUUCAGCUGUUAAGUUAUUGACACUUUUCAUCAUUUUAUAUUUGGCUUUAUAUGCUAUUCUGAUGGUAAUGGUCAUAUGUGAAAAGGUUUGGCGUUUCUGGCGCAACUUGCUGAGAAUAGCGCAGGAGAGAGCGAUGACUAAAGCAAAGUUUCAUACAAUUACUGAAAAUAUACAACAAAUACACAGACUGCAAGCUGUAAGGACAGGAAAUGAAAGUGAACAGAAAUUAUUCAGCCAGAUUUUGAAUGAGCUUCGCGAUACAUAUCAACCAAAUCAAGGAAGAAAAGUUGAAGUCCUCUUUCCAAAUGAUUUCAAAGGCAGCAAUGUACCACAAGACAUUAGACCAUAG